This is a messenger RNA of Rhipicephalus microplus (southern cattle tick), 4046 nucleotides long. Its product is annotated as facilitated trehalose transporter Tret1. Gene Ontology annotation, molecular function: sugar transmembrane transporter activity. The record is from RefSeq and is a predicted model, not a curated record. Gene Ontology annotation, biological process: transmembrane transport; carbohydrate transport. Gene Ontology annotation, cellular component: membrane. Lineage: Eukaryota; Metazoa; Arthropoda; Arachnida; Ixodida; Ixodidae.
ACUUUCUAGCACCUUGAGCCUCGGUGGUGGGAAACGUUUACAGCUGCGAACGUAGCGUAAUCUGAAAGUUGGAUAACGGGCGUCAGAUCAGACGAGCAGCGCAGCGCAGUGAAUACUCUGUAUUGUGGGUAUUUAGGGUCCACCACCGAAACGGGCCAUUUUAGCAAGGCCAUUCUGAACUCAUAUUUUAUACCAUCGGCCAUAAGUGUGUUGGCUCAUAAGUAGAUUACCCCGGAAGGUCUUGACAAUGAGUUUCAAGGAAGAACGCAGGCCAUCUAGUACACCUCAGCACCUCAACUGUCAAUUCGAGAAAGUUCCUGACAGUUGCGAUGUCGAGCUACCACCCGCCUGCUUCGGCACGGAGAAGGACGCCAGGAGACGGCUCUACCUGACCGCGGCGACGGCGUACAUGGCCUCGAUGUCCUUUGGCUUCGCGUGCACCUACUCUUCGCCCGCGUUGCCGGACAUACGCAAGAGCAUCCCGUUCUCGUCUUCCGACAGCGGCUGGUUCGGCUCUCUCGUCACCCUGGGAGCCGUGUUCGGUGGACUCGCCGGUGGCCAGCUGGUGAACCUGGUCGGUCGACGUGGCUCGCUCUUCGCCGCCGCUGCCUGGUUCAUGGCUGGCUGGUUGUGCAUCGUGUUCGCGCCGUCCACCGCGUUGCUUUUCGCGGGUCGUGUAUUGACCGGCAUCGCCAUGGGCAUCACCGCUCUCACCGUGGCCGUCUUCAUCUCCGAAAUCAGCCCCUCCAGCAUACGUGGCCUUCUCAACACCCUCGCCAACGCGAUCCUCUGCGUCGGCAUCCUGCUCACAUUUUUCCUGGGAAAGUACCUCUCCUAUCGCUGGCUGGCUGCCUUCUGCUUCACGCCGAGCGUCAUCAUGGCUCUGGCGCUCUUCUGGGUGCACGAAUCACCACGCUGGCUGCUUCAAAAGGGACGCCGCGAGGCUGCCAUAGCAUCGCUGCACUUCUACCAGGGUCCCAAGAUUGCCGAAGAACUGAGCGCGCUGGACGCGAACCUUGCCAAUAUGCAGCCUUUCGCACUGAGGGACGUAACCAUGCCGUACAUCUACAAGCCGUUCUUCUGCACACUUCUGCCCAUGUUCAUGCAGCAGGCGUCUGCUGUCUGCGUCAUCCUCUUCUACGCGCAGGAUAUAUUCGAGGACGCCGGAACGUCCAUUUCCGCUGACGACUGCACGAUUAUCGUGGGUGCCAUUCAAGUGGUCGUGCUCUUCGUCGCCACUGUGCUGGCCGACCGGUUGGGGCGCAAACUGCUUCUCAUUGUCUCUUCGGUAGGAUGCAUUGCUAGCCUUACCCUUCUGGGCAUUUCCUUCCACCUGAAAGCCACUCGAGGGGAAGAGUUUCUGGACUCCUUCGGCUGGUUGCCUCUCGUAGCUAUAGCCAUCUAUUUCAUGUCGUAUGCCACUGGACUUGGACCGCUGCCGUGGGUGCUGCUGGGGGAAAUGAUUCCGCUCAGGGCCAGAGGCUUUGCCACGGGCUUCUGCACGGCGUUUCUGUUUGCGCUAGCCUUCCUGGUCACCAAAUGCUACGACGACUUGGUGUUGCUCAUGACAGCGGCGGGCACUUACUGGAUGUUUGCGGGGCUUCUCGCCGUCGCACUUGUUUUAUUUAUAUUUGUUGUGCCUGAAACUAAGGGCAAAAGCCUAGAAGAAAUAGAGCUCAUAUUCGGCAAGAGCGACUCAUCGGCCUCCCUCGACACUAUGGACAAAAACGUCGAAAUGAACAUGAAAUAGAAAUGCUUGAAGCACUUCAAUUCGUCGUGGAAUAGACAUCCAAGGUGCCAUUCCUGCGCACCUGGCGCACAACAGCAAGUUCUGUAGAGGUGCCAAAUAUGCCGAGAUUUUCUUUUUCUGAACUUUACCCCCUCAGUUGAGGGUACAUUUUCUAUGAGCACAUUGCACUGCUCAGUCACUCAUUAGUAAAACUGUUGUUGCUGUUUCUUCUUUAGAUGCCAUGAACGACGUUACCGAAACAGAUUCACCUCGAAAAGUCCUCGUAUCACGCUGCUAAGCUCUAUGGCGUGGGCUGGGUUUUCGGUCACAUUGGCUGCAUUUUGAUGCUAGCGAAAUGCAGAGAACACGCGUGUGCUUACAAAAAGAUACACGUUAAAGAACCCCAGCUGAUCGAAAUAAGUCAAUACUCGCCCACUAUGGUGUGUCUCGUAACUAUAUCGUAAUUUUGUCACAACGCUGAUUACCGUAAAAGCGGAACCAGGCGCAUUAAAGGCGCCUCGGGAACGCAAAGCUUUAUUUAUUUAUUUAAUUCAUGCCCCUCACUACUGUGUAUGGUGCCAUAAAUUCAUGCCCCUCACUGUGUAUGGUGCCAUAAAGCAAAGUACAACUGUACCAAGGAUACAAUAACGACUACUCUUCCUUCGUUUGUGGGAUCCAUUUCUUCGUGAACUUUCUGAGUUAUGUUCGUCCAACAACAUUCAAGUACCCAAGCUUCUUACACUCCGAGAUCAUGCCCUAAAGAUAAACUACGGUCUCUGCAUGUCGUGUGAAUAUGGUAAUAGGAUGUCCUUUGUGUUCUGUAGGGUUUCCGAUUGCUCAAUCAUAAGUGAUAGGAGAUAAUCGUUGUAUGCGUCAUGGAUUUUGAUGAGGGGAUGUGGCUUUACCACCUAUGGGUUAUUCAGCUCUGUGUCCUUGAAAACGACCCGUACAGGUCAUGACGUAAGCAAUACAGUAAUAGUAAUAAUAGGAGAUAUGCGUUGUGUGUGUGAUGAAUGCUAAUGGAGAGAUGUGGUUUAAACACGUAUGGGUUAUUCAGCUGUGUGUCAUUGAAAACUACUCCUACAAGGCAUGACGUAAACAAUGUAGUAAUAGUAAUGAUAGGAGAUAUGCGUUGUAUGCGUGAUGAAUGUUGAUGAACAGAUGUGGUUCAAACACCUAGGGGUUAUUCAGCUGUGUGUCGUUUAAAACGGCUCGUACAGGUCACGACGUGAACAAUAUAGUAAUAGUAACAACUGCGCUUUUGUAUACGCAUUUAUUUUUCCCCCAACAGCAUUUACUAUGUAAACUAGCUUCGAUAAAGCCAAGUGAUAAAAGGCCUUUGUCCUUAUGAAUUGUGUACCUGAGGAUAAUGCUACUUUUAUGUGGGAAAAGAUAUGCAUUUUACGUGCCCUCUGCUUCCCCCAGAGCACGUUAGAAUCGAGUGCAUUUUGUAAAGACUUCAGUUUGUGUAACAUAUCCCUUUGUGACAUUAGUGAUCGGCUAACUAUGCAUGUAGAAUGUGUGCUUGUGUGAUCUAUUUUCUUUUGAGACCAACAUGUAUGCAGCAAGGAAAGUGUGUGAAAGUGUUCUGCAAGAGCAAUGUAUGAUAUAUCACGAUGCCCAUACUGUUUUGUUGAAGUUUUUUUUUUUUUGUUUCGUGUUGUAAUUUUAUGCACUGUGUACAGGCCGGAUUCUUAUGUUCCACUCUCGGCCUUCUGCUUUUCUUUUUUUAGGCUAACUGUCCUUAGGUUCAGCAUUUACAGUAUUCAAACAUAGCUUCGACCCAUAAAUGUAAUAUGUGGCCAGAAAACUCAAAUAUAUAAUUAGUGGGCACCUUUUUUUUUUUCAGAAAGCCCAGUCUCUGUGUACUAGAUUACGUUGAAAACAAUUGAUGACUGUAUUAUUUUGAAUUUCCCAUGUGCAUAGUUACCUGUAUGUGACACUACCGAUAGUACAAAUUCGUCGUGUUGCACGUUUUCAAUAAGCUGUAACUUAAAUUGAGAAAAUGAUGCGAUCUUAGCGGAUGACUUAAGCAUUUCAUUUCAUGUUACUGUACUUUUAAUUCAUUUUAGACAACUUUUUUAACUCGCAUGAACGUACUGAAUAAUGUGGAGAACUGAACACUCAAUCCCUGCAGUACAACUUGGAAUGUUACUCAGAGUCAUCGUGGAAUGGCUUGGCCAGCACCGCAGCUACUUAGCCAACCAUCCCCUAGCAAUAAUAUUUUGGUAUUAAGGGGGCACAUCUGAAAGGUUGUCACUUUUUGUGUACGUGUCUUGUUUACGCUUGUCAUCAUAUAAAGAAAGGCGUAUUUUUA